AUGGUCAUCAGAGAUUGGUAUGCCCAAGCAGUUUUGCUCAUAGCUCCUACCUCGAUGUUCCUCUCCGAUAUGCUUUGCGCUUUGGAGGAUCCCGAUUGUUUGCCUUCACCAGAAGCAUUAUCUGCUGCUUCAGCUCAACACUUGAGUGUCGACAACACCCUGUCACAGCUAACAGGAUAUCCCCUUUUCCUGGAAUGCCAAGAAAACGACCCCACUAGUGCAUCCUAUGCUAUUUAUUUGUUGCAUAAGGCAACUGACAGAGGGCAGGCCAUGGGCAUUGAGGUCGAGGCAAAGCACGAUGCUUGGUGCAGCAUCAAGAAAACGCUAAGGUGUUCUAUCAGAACAAGCUGGAGAUGUGCCUCUGAACAUUGGGCAAUAUUCAGCCUAGUGCUACUGCUCUACCUGCUGUACAAGUACACGCCGGGUUUCUUCGCUUUCCUGCUUUCCACUUCUCCGCAAGAAGUUGCUACGGAAGAGUACAUGAAAUAUAAUGCAGAAAAAGAGUCUAAAGGUGCAUUUUCUAGCAAGGAUGAGUAUGCCAAUUCAUUCAAUGACGUGCAUCGUAAUACAGUUGACGGGGAAGAGGCCACCCUAGGCCUUUGCUCUUCAAGUGAGAAUGUCAGUGAGGAUGUUAAAGUGGUGGCAAAGCCAGAUGGUCAAGGGACAGUAUCUGCAGAUGCACAGAGUGGUGAGGUGGCAGAAGUUUCAGACCAUAAGUCUGUUGAUGGAACUCCAGGUAAAUGCAAAUGGGGUCGUGCUGUUUCCGUGCGCCGGAGGAAGAAGCUUGCUGAUAUAAAGAUUGAGGCUAUUAAUUCUGUUGUGGACAACCAAUUAGACCAUUCUCUAUGCUCGCCAUUCGAUACAUUUGGCAGCCAUGAUAACAGUUCAUCAGGUUUUGACCCUGAUAAUGCAGAGAGACACUCUCCUGAUGUUUCUAUGACAGUCACUGCUCCGGUGCUUGAUGAGACAGAGACGGGCCCUCCUUUGGGUGUUGAUUGCUCUUGCCAUGAUCUCGUUACUACUGAUGAUUCAGACAAUCAUUUCAACAUAUCUUCUUCUCAACCACAGAGUGUUAACAAUGAAGUGGCUGACAAUAGCAAGGCCAAAGAUGAUGGUGAGGAGAAGGAUGAUGCUGGAACUGAGCCUGCACUUCUGUGGACAGGUGACAACGAGAAGAAUGUCAUGGAUCUUGGGUACUCCGAAAUCGAACGGAACCGUCGGUUGGAGACACUGAUGGUGAAGAGAAAAUCAAGGAAAAACAUACAAUUUGACCCUGACAGCAUGGGCGGUGUAGCAGAUGAUGUAUCACGAUUCCGUCCCCACGUUCAGCCUAUUUCAGUUUCAGCACGAAGGAUGAACCUCUUUGCUGAUGAUGCAGAAAUUCCAGGCUCGGCUCCUCCUAUUCUGCAUCCACGAGACAAUAAUCCCUUUGAUUUCCUUACUGAUGAACAAUCAGACGACAGUGGCCUCCCUGCACCCGAUAAUCUGGAACCCCAGGAACCGAUGCCAGUGCCGCAUCAAGACGCGGUCUUCAGAAGGCACGAGAGCUUCAGCUUCGGCAGGCCGCCUCAGAGUCAGAGACACGGACCCAGCAGGUUCAAGCCAUGCUUUGCCCUGGAGGAAUUCAGCCUUGACGAAGCGAGCGCGAGCAGUUUCCAGAGGCAGUUCAGUGACAGGAGCGUGUCAAGGCUGAGCGUCGUCUCCGAGUGCGACACGGUCUCUUCAGUCGGCGAUCAGGAGCACAACGACCUCAUACGGAGCUACAUCCGCGGGGUGCGCGAAUCAUCGCCGAGCCUGCUAGGACAGGACGGCGGCGAUGGCGACGCUGUGUCUGUGUGUGCUGGAAACGAGUGCUCGGACGGGAUCGGCUUCGUGGACAAUGAGGCUCUGAAUGCUGUCAUCUGCUGA
Messenger RNA from Miscanthus lutarioriparius, 1908 nucleotides. The record is from the annotation of a GenBank genome assembly. NCBI's taxonomy places the organism in Eukaryota, Viridiplantae, Streptophyta, Magnoliopsida, Poales, Poaceae.